AGAGGCAGAAGUGCAAAGCAUUCAGGGCGAAAUUAGGUCGGAAAACACUGGUAAAUGAUAGCAAGAACUCGAAAAGCGUUGGCGCUAAACGUUUGAGGUAUAGGCACACACCGGAGGUGGGCGGCGAGGGGCGCUCCGAAGACCCGGAGGGACUCGGCGGGAAAGCCGAGAAAGGGGGGCGGCCUCCUAAGGAGGAGGGAAGGGCGGGAAGAGAGGGUGAGGCGGCCUCGCACGUGUAGGAAGGCCGGGCAUGGGGGCUUUCUGCUCUUGGCCCUGAGAAAGCCCUGCCGCUAAGUCCGCUUCUCCAGCGCAGCCCUUCCUGCCGCCGCGAGAAGCCGUGCCCGGGCCCCGAGGACUUACUUCAAGGUAGAAGCCUUCAGGGGAUCUUUUGCGUGGGUAACAAGCUCUCCAUCUACCAUGUUGCCCUGUGGACCAGUUUUGACCUUUGUUCGUUGCCUGGUGCGUAAGAAGAAUGUCAAGGGGGAAGGUCUUGAGGACUCGUUGUGUCGAUGCUUAUCUACGCUGGACCUUAUCGCACUGGGAGUUGGAAGUACCCUUGGCGCUGGUGUCUAUGUCCUUGCUGGAGAAGUUGCCAAAUCUAAUUCUGGACCUAGCAUUGUCAUUUCUUUCCUCAUUGCUGCCCUGGCAUCUGUGAUGGCAGGUCUCUGCUAUGCUGAGUUUGGUGCUCGUGUUCCCAAGACUGGUUCUGCGUAUUUGUAUACUUACGUAGCUGUUGGUGAACUGUGGGCCUUUAUCACUGGUUGGAAUCUCAUUUUAUCCUAUGUUAUAGGUACAUCGAGUGUAGCAAGAGCCUGGAGUGGCACCUUUGAUGAACUUCUUGGAAAGCAGAUUGGUCAUUUCUUCAGAACCUACUUCAAAAUGAAUUACCCUGGUCUGGCAGAGUAUCCUGACUUCUUUGCCGUAUUCCUUAUAUUGCUUUUAUCAGGUCUGUUGUCAUUUGGAGUAAAAGAAUCUGCAUGGGUGAAUAAAAUUUUCACCGCUGUUAACAUCUUGGUCCUUCUCUUCGUUAUGAUUUCUGGUUUUGUGAAAGGAAAUGCUGACAACUGGAGAAUAAGUGAAGAAUAUCUCAUAAACCUUUCUGCAAUAAUGGAGAACUUUUCAUCCUACAAGAAUGUGACAAGUAUAUAUGGGAGUGGUGGCUUUAUUCCAUAUGGUUUCACUGGAACAUUGGCUGGUGCUGCAACCUGUUUUUACGCUUUUGUAGGAUUUGACUGCAUUGCAACAACUGGAGAAGAGGUCAAGAAUCCUCAGAAAGCCAUACCCAUAGGAAUUGUGGUGUCCUUGCUUGUCUGCUUCAUGGCAUAUUUUGGGGUUUCUGCUGCGCUGACUCUUAUGAUGCCAUAUUAUCUGCUAGAUGAGAAAAGUCCUCUGCCAGUAGCAUUUGCAUACGUUGGAUGGGGUCCUGCAAAAUAUGUUGUAGCCGUGGGAUCCCUCUGUGCAUUGUCCACAAGUCUUCUUGGAUCCAUUUUCCCAAUGCCACGUGUAAUCUAUGCUAUGGCGAAGGAUGGGUUGCUUUUCAAAUGUCUAGCUCAAAUCAAUUCCAAAACGAAGACCCCACUAGUUGCUACUCUAUCGUCUGGUGCAGUAGCAGCUAUUAUGGCAUUUCUGUUUGACCUAAAGGCUUUAGUGGAUAUAAUGUCUAUUGGCACACUUCUCGCUUAUUCACUUGUGGCAACCUGUGUGCUCAUUCUUAGGUACCAACCCAGUUUAACCUAUGAGCAACCCAAAUAUUCUCCAGAAAAAGCAGCUUUGGCUGCAUCAGAAAAAGAAUCUGCAGUAAGUGAAUCACAGAUAAAUAUGAUACAGGAUAGUCACUUCAGUCUUCAGACUCUGAUAAAUCCAUCCAGUUUACCUACAGAACAGACUGCAACUACUGUUAACUGUUUAGUAGGUCUGUUAGCUUUCUUGGUUUGUGGCUUGAGUGCUCUCACUACAUAUGGGACUCAUUUCAUUGCUAACUUGGAGCCCUGGAGUACUUGUCUUCUUGCUGCAUUGGUGGUGUCCUUCAUAGUUACCAUUCUCCUCAUCCAAAGGCAGCCUCAGAACCAGCAGAAAGUGGCCUUUAUGGUUCCGUUAUUGCCAUUUUUACCAUCGCUCAGUAUAAUGGUAAAUAUUUAUCUGAUGGUACAAUUAAGUGCAGACACUUGGAUCAGGUUUAGUAUCUGGAUGGCACUUGGCUUCAUAAUUUAUUUUACUUAUGGCAUCAGGCACAGUCUUGAAGGCCAUCACAGCAAUGGAGAUGAAGAUUCUUGUUCAGAAAAUAGUGGGCUGCAAGAAAAGAACCCUCUGGAUGAAGUGGAUGAACCUGAAAAUGCAAAUGAAAGUGAUAAAUUUCUUGCACAUGAAAGGACAAGUGAAUGUUAAUCUACGUAAAUACACAAGUCUUUUAAAGCUUUAAUUGAUAUUUUACUUGUGGACUGAAAUUUCAAAAGCUUUCUGCAAACAAUGUGCCUCUCAAAAGUGUUUACUACAAGGCCUGGCUGAUACUUUGGACAAGCUGCUAAUCCAUCUUCAACAUUUCAGGACUGACAACGUGGAGAUUAAUAUUUAAAUAAAACAAACAAAUGAGAGAAGUACCCUUUGGCAAGCAGAAAUCUGGAUGUAUUGUUUGAACUGACAUACACAGUUGCUGGCAAUCACAAAAGAUAAAGAACUUAAAAACUGCUUGCAAGAAGUUCAGAAUAUUUUACACUGCAUUGUGAACACAAGUGCCUUUCACAUGUCCUCCUUAUCUCUGUUACAUGUUCUGGUGUCCCAAAUAACAAAGAGACUAACUCACUAUUAAAAUACCAGGUACUAUUUUUUUUCUACAGAAAUAACUCUCAUGGGAGGUAAAUUGAAGAUAAGCCUGAAAAAUAUUUGUGAAACAAAUGAUAAAUUGACAGACCUGAUACUUUGCAAAUAGUAGAAGAUCACGUAUUUAUAUAAAAAUAGUAAAUAAGGAAUUGCUUACCCUUACUAAUUAGUAGUCAUGAAGAACUCAAAUAGAAAAGAUCCUUUAAAGGCUUUUAUUCCCUCUAAAUACUGUUCAGGAUUUUCACUUCUGUCUUACACAAAUACUUUUCACUUCAGAGAUGCUCUGUAUAUAAAAUAAUACUCCCAAGAGGGGUUAUGUUGUUUUCUGCAAAAACUUAUCUUCAGAAAAUUAAUGCCAAAAAUCCCUAUCUUCUUUUCAGAUUGAAGGGGAGCUGAAAAAAAAACAAACCCAGGCUUUGGAAAGAAUGCUUUUCAAAAUAGUAUUUCAGUGCUUCACCAAGCCAUAAAAAAUAUGUUAGCACAGCAUUUUUUGUGAGUCAAAUCUACACCUACAAAUCUAUUCAUGUGAGUAGGAUGUCCAAAUGCUAACUUAUGUAAGGAACCAAAUGACUGCAACAGUGCUGUGUGAGCCAUUAUUUUAAAGCUAGUGAAAAUGGACACUGUUCUUUUAAUGUAAAAGUCACAUUAUUUAACAAGGGUACCCAGACACCUUCUCUCAGCAAAUAGUAGGCUUCAUUCAGUCCCUUGAAGAAUUCCACAAUAUGGAAUUAUUUUGCAAGAAAUCAUUUAUAAAAAUAACUUCCCUAACGUACAAGAGAAUUGUUUUAUACUUUGUCAUGGAGCGUUGCAGUCUGAAGCAUAAUAUUGCCAGUAGUAAUCACUGAUAUUAAUCUCCAUUCUUACGUACAAAAAAUUUUAUAUCCUGUGAGAAUGAUGUUGGCUGACAGUGAAAAGCACCUUUUUUAUAAUAGCUGGAAUUUUCAAAAAAAAAAAAAA
Molecule: messenger RNA, 3774 nt
Organism: Numida meleagris (helmeted guineafowl)
Lineage: Eukaryota; Metazoa; Chordata; Aves; Galliformes; Numididae
Gene: SLC7A2
Product: solute carrier family 7 member 2
Exons: 13
Coding region: 418-2385 (655 amino acids)
Biological process (GO): amino acid transport; transmembrane transport
Cellular component (GO): plasma membrane
Molecular function (GO): amino acid transmembrane transporter activity
Source: RefSeq, a predicted model, not a curated record